AAAUGAGGGCAGUGGUCGUUGAAUUAGGACCCAAAUUCUUGAUGUCCAGUCGCGCAUCAUACUAAAAUCGUCGUAUGUGAUGUAUUUGAAAGGACAAGGCUUCACUUUUAGGGUGCUUUUCUUUGGUUUUGCGUCUGUUCUUUUCUUCACAUGGUUUCAUUGCCGGGCUGUUGCAGACGAAGAAACAAAAGUCGUCGAUAUGCGAGGUAAACCUCUAAGCCGAGGCACAGGUGAAGGAAUACCUUAUGCCAACUUUAAGACACACAAGUUUUCCUACCUCAACAUCACUACCAUUGGCACGGAUUAUGUUGGAAAGGGCAGCGAGUGUGGAUUUGCUUGUGUCAACAUUCCGUCGUGUUUUUCGUUUAACCUGGCUGCAUUUCAUGAUAUGAAUGGCAAAGUUCUGUGUGAAUUACUUCCAUCGGAUUUGUACAACAACUCAGACAAGCUUGUCCCUAGUCAGAGUCACCAUCACUAUAGUAUCGCAUCUCCAUGUUUUAAAUGGCCUUGUCAGAACAAUGGGAAAUGUGCGGCACAGUACGAGAAGAACAGUUACGUGUGCGUUUGCGCGAAAGGAUACACAGGGGAACAUUGUGAAACGGAUAUGGACGAGUGCAGUGCUUCCAUCUGGCCUUGUGACGUUAAUGCAAACUGCCAGAACACCUAUGGCUCCCACAAGUGUUCCUGUAAAAGUGGAUUUUAUGGAAAUGGAAAAACAUGUAUACAUAGCGGCUGGACUCUUAUCGCUCGAUUCUCAAACAGCGAUGGCAAAAAUUGGAUGCGUGACGAUGGUAGAUGGUGGUAUGACCAACAAAUUGCCCUUGGAGCGACAAACAACUCUUCAAAGAACGACGAUAUGAUUUCAACAGCCUUUUGGUCGGUCGGCGGCAGAGAAUUAAAAAUCACGCGCAGUGACGACCCCAGCCACAUCCCUCUGUUACAGACCACAGGUAACUGUUUGGGUGGAUAUACAUUUCGAUCUAAAAUCACAAGUUAUGGCGACUUUAGAAAUGGCACGGUCUGGGCCAGUGAUCAGUGUCUGGGAAGUUGUCCAGUUCAAUAUGGCGGACAGUACAAGUCAACAGACGGGUUUCAACAAGCUAACUGCAGUGGAGACAUCCAAAGCGCUAACAAGAUCGGCUUUUGGUGUGACUGGAGUACUGGGGAUGGAGCAGUGAUGAUGAUUGGUGGGGGAGGGAGUGGCUGUGCACGUGCUGAUCAUGGGAUUGGGAUCACAGAAGCUAAUGCUGCUUCUUUCGUUGAAGAAGGAGGUAGUGAAAUUGAAUAUGACUUUGGUUACAAUGCCUUGUCAAACACCCCUCCAAACCAGUCGUACUCGUUGAACUUAUGGAUUCGUUGAAAAUUAUACGAUCUUUCUUUUUCAAACUAAGGUUAGAACUGAAGAACGUUGAAAAGGAUAAUGCUCAUUUCUUGUCAGUUUAUUAUCCUAGUUUCAUUGUCAAACGUAUAUGAAAGCUUAAACCUCCACCGUUGUACAAGGGGGGAAAGAGGGAUUGGUUGGAAGUCUCCCUUGCGUUUUAUUUACCUUGCAAUAUUUUUCAAGGUUUUUACAUUUAAUAGAUAGCCUUUGUCUACGAGAUGCUGUUGAUAUCAUGGGAUACAUAUGCAAAUCGCGCUGUUGUGAUUCGGUGACGUCAACCAACAUGGCAGACUUGUUUUAGAUUUUUCGUUUUUUAUACUAUAAAUUUUGGCUUUUUUAAAACAGCAGUAGCUUUCGAACUUGACAAAAAAUAGAAGAUAAGACUCAGAAAAUAGUUUAUAGGUUUACUGUAUUUCGCUUUAAAAAUUAAAACCGUUAAUUCUCUGGUUGUUUACAUCAACCCUUAAACCACGCUUCACUUGUUCUGAUAUAAUAUCUCUUCACCUUUUAAAUAUGACUUUGGUUAUGAUGCUCAAAUACAUGACAACCAAUCCCAGUCCUAGUCGUUGAACUUGUGGAUCUGUUAAAAAUUAUCUGCUAAAAGGAACCGUGGAGAGGACGGUAUUAAUUAUUUAUUUUCACCCUGUGAUCCAAGUUAUUUGAGCAUUUAAAAACGGUCACUAACAUCGCAUCUUUUCCCUCUCAAAGCAAAGCUACGAAAGGGAAAAGAUCUUAAGAUUUUCACAUCUUUAGAUCUUCAUUGUCAACGAAUUGCAGUUAAGUUCUUUUUCCUAGAAAGUCAUUUUCAUUAGAAUUGUUUUAACAGACUCAUUACUAAACUUGUU
Pocillopora verrucosa is the source of this 2226-nucleotide messenger RNA. The record is from RefSeq and is a predicted model, not a curated record. NCBI's taxonomy places the organism in Eukaryota, Metazoa, Cnidaria, Anthozoa, Scleractinia, Pocilloporidae.